Danio aesculapii is the source of this 1629-nucleotide messenger RNA. Its product is annotated as E3 ubiquitin-protein ligase TRIM39-like. The transcript is spliced from 6 exons. The record is from RefSeq and is a predicted model, not a curated record. Gene Ontology annotation, molecular function: zinc ion binding; protein binding. NCBI's taxonomy places the organism in Eukaryota, Metazoa, Chordata, Actinopteri, Cypriniformes, Danionidae. The coding region runs from base 3 to 1490 and encodes 495 amino acids.
AUAUGUCUUCCUCCGGUGGUCCGCUGACUGAAGAGCUCUCUGUGUGUUUGGAUGUGUUCAUUGCUCCGGUCAGCACUCCAUGUGGACACAACCUUUCCAAAAACAGCCAGAUCUGUCAAAACAAUAAAGAAACACUGAAACAAAGACCUGAUCUGAAGAUCAACACCACACUCAGAGAGAUCUCAGAUCACUAUAAAGUCAAGAGGCCUGAUAAAGAACCUGUAGUUGUGUGUGAUCUGUGUGAGGACAGAAAAGCAGUGAAAUCAUGUCUGGUGUGUCAGAGCUCUUACUGUGAAACUCACCUGGAGCCUCAUUUAAAGGUGACGGGAUUAAAGAAACACAAACUGAUGGAUCCUGUGAGUAAUUUAGAGGACUAUAUCUGUCAGACACACCAGAGACCUCUGGAGCUCUUCUGCAGAGAUGAUCAGACGUCUGUGUGUCUCCAUUGUGCUGUGACAGACCAUAAAACACACAACACUGUUCUUCUGGAAGACGAGAAUCAAAAGAUGAAGACUCAGCUGAUGAAGACACAGAGAGACGUGCAGAAGAUGAUCCAAGACAGAUUUAAGGAGAUUGAGGCCCUCAAACACUCAGCAGAAGCCAGAAAAAGAGUCUACACUGACCUACUGAAACUGAUGGAGGAUCAGCAGAAAGCAGCGGAGGAACAGGAUUCAGAGCAGAUAUCAGCGCUGGAGCAGGAGAUCUCUGAGCUGAAGAACAGAAACACUGAGCUGGAGCAGCUCUCACACACUGAAGAUCAUCUACACCUCGUACAGAUUCACUCUUCCCUGAGCAGCUUCAGAAACACCAGGAGCAGGUCUGAGAUCAGUUUGAAGAAUCAGGAGACUCUGAAGAAAGCUCUGACUAAACUGAAGGAGUCCAUAGAUGAGAAACUCAAGCAAACUGUCUCUGCAGAGCUGAAGUGGAUGCAGCAGUAUGCAGUGGACGUGACUCUGGAUCCUCAUACAGCUCAUCCUGAACUCAUCCUGUCUGAUGAUGGAAAACAAGUCAGCUGUGGAGAUAUCUGGCAGAAAUUACCCAACAAACUAGAGAGAUUUAAUAGAUAUCUAUCUGUUCUGGGAAAAGAGGGAUUUUCCACAGGGAGAUUUUAUUUUGAGGUGCAGGUAAAGGGAAAGACGGACUGGACUUUAGGAGUGGCCAGAGAAUCGGUUGACAGAAAAGGAGACAUCAAAGUGAGUCCUAAAACUGGAAGCUGGACUGUGGCUUUGAUUAAUGGAAAUAAGUUGAGCGCUCGUGAUGAUCCUCCAGUCUCUCUGUCUCUGAGAGUGAAGCCGCAGCGGGUCGGUGUGUUUGUGGAUUAUGAGGAAGGUUUGGUCUGCUUUUAUGAGGUGGAGUCCAGCUCUCAUAUCUACUCCUACACUGAUCAGUCUUUCAAUGAAAAACUUCAUCCGUGUUUUAGUCCAGGGUUUAAUUGUGAAGGUGAAAACUCAAGUCCACUGAUCAUCACUCAUCUCAGUAACAAUCACUGAACAUACACCCCAUAUUUGUUUUUGAAUGUCCAGGCAUUAGUUUUAGGCAUAUUUUGGGCAAUUUUUCACUGGAUCUGAAUAAUGUCUGCUCUGUUUACAGUAAUUGCAACAUCUAAAUAAAGAUGGUUGUGUUAGGCGA